Messenger RNA from Metschnikowia bicuspidata var. bicuspidata NRRL YB-4993, 1180 nucleotides. RefSeq names its product ribosome biosynthesis protein (gene NIP7). Bases 211 to 756 code for a protein of 181 amino acids. The transcript has a single exon. Gene Ontology annotation, molecular function: RNA binding. Gene Ontology annotation, biological process: ribosomal large subunit biogenesis; ribosome assembly. NCBI's taxonomy places the organism in Eukaryota, Fungi, Ascomycota, Pichiomycetes, Serinales, Metschnikowiaceae. Gene Ontology annotation, cellular component: preribosome, large subunit precursor; nucleus; nucleolus. The record is from RefSeq and is a predicted model, not a curated record.
CCUCCGCCAAAAUCGGCCUAUUCUUUUUUCCCAACGGCAUCCGUGCCACCAGCCCAAUCAAAACGGGCCCACAAACCGCCGGCAGACGCAUCCGUGGUCCGGGGCCCCAGGGCAUCGGACGGGCAUCUCGCGCGCACGUGACCGCGCCCCAGAGCGGUGCUGAAAAAAUGAGACAAAUUUACCUCUUCCCUGCCCCAAGCACACCACGCCAUGAGAUCCUUGACGGAAGAAGAAACGAAGGUCGUUUUCGAGAAGUUGGCCAACUACAUGGGCAGAAACAUCUCCUUCUUGAUCGACAACCCCACAAACCCGCACGUGUUCAGGCUACAGAAAGACCGGGUCUACUAUGUCUCGGAGCACAUCGCCAAGUUCGCAGUUUGUGUGUCCAGAGACCGCUUGAUGGCCUUGGGAACGUGUUUCGGCAAGUUCACCAAGACCGGCAAGUUCCGCUUGCACAUCACCGCGUUGCCCUACUUGGCCCAGUACGCCAAGUACAAGGUGUGGAUCAAGCAGAACGGAGAGAUGCCCUACUUGUAUGGCAACCACGUUUUGAAGGCCCACGUGGGCAGAAUCGCCGAGGACAUUCCCGAGCACGCCGGUGUCAUUGUGUUCCUGAUGCACGACGUGCCGCUCGGGUUCGGUGUGUCCGCCAAAUCGACCGCCGAAACGAAGAACAUGCAGCCCACGGCGAUCGUGGCGUUCAGACAAGGCGACAUCGGAGAGUACUUGAGAGAGGAGGACACCUUGUUCACAUAGACGGGGAGACUCUGUCGCUACUUUCUUCGGACACACGCUCUCUUUCUCUUCUUGUCAACAAACCUCUCUUUAGCAUCAUACAUAGUUCUAGAAUAUCAUCUUUCCUCGGGUCUACUCCGGCACGCGCUGCUUGGUUUUAUAUAUACAGAUUUAGAAUAGCAAGCUGUUGAUCUUCAAAAACCUACCUGGGUUGCCUGCGGAAGCGAAGAACGACGACUGCAAGAUCCUCUCGAACUGAGUCUCCGGGUCCUCGCAUCUCACGUACUCGCCCACGUUGAUGGUCUUGCCCGGAAUGGCCCCACUUUCCUCAAGACUCUUGUACAGCUCCUUGGUAGGAUAUUCUCUGAUUUGGAGCACGCCCGCCUUGUCCAAAAACAGCAACAUUUCUCUGGCCUGCGGCUUGGUCAUGUUCUCCACGUAGAAG